AUGUCGAAUAAUGAACAAACAAUUCAAUUUCCUAUUGCUCUUAAACCAUUAUUAACCGACUUUGUUGUUCAUGUUUUACGUGAUCGAAUACCAUCUGAUCAAUUACCAUCAUAUGCUGUACAAUAUUUUUCUGAGAGACAAAAUGCCCAAACGUAUACAGCAACGCUUGAUGAUAAUACGGAAUCAGCAGGCACAUUUUUAACUCAUCAAACAAGUCGUAUAUCUAACCAAACUGAUGACAUCAUAAAGGAUGAAAAACAGCGACGAAAAUCUGUUUGGGGUGGUUCACCGGAUCCAGAUCGAGAUUUAACCGAUAAAGUAGUGAUGAAAAAUCCAGAUGUAUUUCAAAUAUUAUGUAAAAUUGUACAAGAUGCAGUCAUUUAUGUUGGUGAUGAUCCAUCACUUGUUAAACAAUUUGUCAAAUAUCUUGCACCAAAAAAUGUUUUCAAAGGAGAAGAAAUUAUUCGACAAGGAGAUGAAGGUGAUUAUUUCUAUUGUAUUGAAUCAGGCAAAUAUGAUGUCAUUGUGAAUGGAAAAAAAGUAUCUGAACUUGAUAAUAAAGGUUGUUUUGGGGAUAUUGCUUUAUUAUACAGUCAACCACGUACAGCUACUGUCAGAGCUACCACCGAUGGAAAGCUGUGGUCAAUAGACCGAGAUACAUUCUCGACAUUAACUGUUUCAUUUGCUAUAAAACAACGUGAAAAAUAUUUAAAAUUUCUUCAUACAGUUAAUUUUAUUCAAACGUUUUAUGCGCGUGGUUGGUUGAAUGAAAAUCGUUUACAAGAUUUAGCUGAUGCACUACGGCCACGCUAUUAUGUAGCCAAUCAAAUUGUUAUUAAGCAAGAUGAUACAGAUGCAUAUGAAAUGUUUUUUAUUGAAGAUGGUUCAGUUAAAGUAACACGUCAAGAAACAGAUAGAACAAUACGUGAACUCAAAAUACUGGGAGUUGGAACAUGCUUUGGUGAAUUAGCAUUACUUGAAAAUAGACCACGUUAUGCAACAGUAACAGCACUUGAAGAGUGUCGUUUAGCAACACUAAAUGCAAAAUCAUUUGAAAAUUUACUUGGAUUUGAAUUAAAAACUAAACUGAAAGAAUUUGUUGAUAAAGAAUAUGCGACAGGAACAUUAGAUGGUGCACCUAAAAACAAGAAUUGA
This is a messenger RNA of Rotaria socialis, 1155 nucleotides long. The record is from the annotation of a GenBank genome assembly. Lineage: Eukaryota; Metazoa; Rotifera; Eurotatoria; Philodinida; Philodinidae.